GCAUCAGCGAGAUCUGGCGCGACGACGAUGAGCUCGACGCCAUUCGCGUCCACGCCGCCACGGCAGUGAUGCUCGUUUUCUCUGCCUUCGUGCUGGAAAUAGGCUUCCUUGGGACAGGACUUCUCUUCGGACAAACCGACGACGCGGGCCUUAGCGGACGUAUGGCGAACCAUCGAGUCGUGGACUCGCUCCUGACGCUCUUUGAGUACGGCCUGAAGCUGGCUUGUGGGAUGUGCAUUUGGAAGAUGCCCAGCGUGGUGCACAUCGAUCAUUUCGCAGUCGGCGGGCCGCGGCCAGUAUAUUUUCUGCGGUUCGCACAGUGGUCCUUGGCCGUCCCGACUCUGGUCUUGAUCUCCAACAGGGCGUUUCUCGCCGAGCUGGGCUUUCGCGCCACGUUCCUGCGGUCACUGCCCUCCUUAGUCCUUGUCUUCUUCUCGAUCUGGCUCGCCUGGCUAAUGGAGGUGACACCGGUCUAUGCAUGGAGGUGGCCACUUCUCGCGGCCAGCGGCCUAGCCUUCGUCUUGGCUGAAGUGGACCAAGUGCGACUCUGCUGGCAGUGUCGACAUCUGGAGCUUCACGGUAUGAAGACUUGCAUGGUGAUCUAUCAGGUGCUGACCUUCGUGUUCUACACCAUUGUUUUCCUCAUGGGCCGAUUCGGGUUCGUUGGUCUGCAACUGGAGCAGUACAUCUACGCCUACUGCGACUCGACAGUCAAGGUGCUGCAGGGUGCCCUUCUGGCACUCAUCCGCGGCUGUGAGGACGCACAGACGAUCCACCUCUGGUACGCAGAAGCCGUCGCAUACAAGAAGGACUUUGAUGCCAUACUGAAGAUGGCGCACGUGCCGAUCUUUGCCAUUCGCACAGACCGCACCAUCACGAGAGUGAACGAGUCUGCGGUGGAACUGCUUGGACUGAGCAGUGGGAGCGAUGUUCUCGGCAAGGACCUGAACGAUCUCCUUGUCCAGAGCAGCAAGGAGGCAAUUUCUCGUUCUCUGGAGAAGAUGCGAAAGGAUCAGUGGAGGAACGGUUCGGGACUCUUCGAGGUGACCUUCCGGCAGCCAAGUUCAGAGAAGGAAGCCUUUCUGCUACUAAACCUGGUCCCCAUUGACUUGGAGGUUGAUGGUGUGCCCCAGUCGAUAGUGGCCAUUGGCCAGGACCUGACGGAACUCUCGGAGCUCAAAAGCGUGGAGGAGAAGAAGAGCAGACUAAUGGCCGUGGUCUCCCAUGAGCUGCGCAGUCCUCUCCACGGCAUGAUUGGACUCUCCACCGGCAUGAUCGACGUCGUGAAGACCGAGGGUCUGAAAAGGCAGCUCGGCAUGGUCCGGAGUUGCGCCGUGCGACUGCUGGACCUGGUCACGAACAUCAUGGACCUCGCGGAGUCUGAUAAGCGCAAGAAGAGCGCAGAGACCCUGGCGGUGAUGCGGCAGAAGGUGAACUUCCUGUCCCUCGUGGAGGAGGUCGUUGUCAUGAGCCGACAUGCCGUCGACAAGGCGAACAAGCCUCUGAUCAAGACAGGUGUGGAGCUCCGAAACCUCGUCCGGGACAUGGAGCGUGUGCCGGUGGUGUUGGGAAACCCAUACAAGUUCACGCAGCUCGUGUACAACUUAGUGACCAAUGCCUGCAAGUUCACGAAGCAGGGCUCUGUUUCAGUGUGCGGGAAGUAUCUCGAAGACAAGUCGAUUCUGGAACUUUCCGUGGUGGACACAGGCUGUGGCAUCUCGAAAGAGGCCCAGGAUCGAAUCUUCAAGCCCUUCGAACAGGAGCACAGCAACAGCGGUGACUCACGAAACUUCCAGGGCAUGGGCCUGGGCUUGGCCGUCUGCUGGGAGAUCGUGGAGCAGCACGGAGGAUCCAUCCGCGUAGAGUCCGAGAUCGGCAAGGGUUCGAGUUUCAUCGUGUCCCUGGCCUGCCAGAAGGACGAGUUUUGCGAUCCUGUGUGUGAGGUUCCGGAGUUGGACAAGCCAAGUGACGAGCCAGUCCCCGUGAAGACCCCGCCGGCAGUUCCUCCGAUUAGGCGGCCGCGACGAGCCAGGCCGCUUAUCCUCUCCGUAGAUGACGACGAGGUCAACCAAGAGGUAAUCAGAUCGUCGCUGCAGAAUGACUACGACAUUGUGUGCUGCAUGAGUGGGCCGUCUGCACUCCAAUGGCUCGAAGAGCAGCACCGGAAGAAGGAGAUCUUGCCAGACAUCGUACUCCUGGACAUCCAGAUGCCUGGCAUGACUGGAGCCUUGGACUUAUCCCAUGGCGGAACAUGA
This is a messenger RNA of Symbiodinium sp. CCMP2456, 2255 nucleotides long. NCBI's taxonomy places the organism in Eukaryota, Dinophyceae, Suessiales, Symbiodiniaceae. The record is from the annotation of a GenBank genome assembly.